UUGCGCUGCCCUUACCCCGCUAGUACUGUAUGUGUUGCGGCUGAUUAAUGGAGACGUAUGGUGGUUGUUAGUGUCGCGAUGUCCCCUAUACAGACAGCUAAGGCAGAAGAAGAGGAAGUGGUUAACUGCAUGAUACUGAAUAUGGACAGCCCUUUGUUUUCACAAUUUGUCAGUGGGAUUUCCAGCACGGUGCCCUCUUCCCAAUCUAAACUAUACAGCAGCUGGUCUCUGUUUGAUGAAGCAAGCUCUCCAUCGGUAUCUGAUUUUCGGCAAAAAAGUGUACCACUUGCACUUUCUGACAAUGGAAACUGUAAAGAUGUUUUGGGGAUAGUUUGCAAUAUUCCAGAGGAACCAGUGACUGAUUGGGACUCGCUAUCUAAACUUUUUCCUCCAUUAUGGACUUCAAAUAUUAAUGAUCACAAAGAAGCAUCAGAAUAUUUUACUAAUACUCAUUCAGCAGACGGAAAUUUGUCAUCUUUUAAUGGCUCUGAAAGUUUUGGAGAACAAGUAAGAAAACUACCAGACUUAGAGAGCCUUCAAAAAGGGUUUGAAGAUCUUGGUUUACUGGAUUCUUGGGUAUCCCAGGCUGACACAUGUAAUUUUGGAAUGGAGGACCUUAUUAAAGAUGUUUUCAUUGAGAAUCCUACUUUAAUAAAAAAUUCACCAUUUGAGCUGAAUGAGGGAUCUAACCAAAUCAUGGAAGAUUACAUCAAGUUUCCAAGUAAUGACCACAGAACAAUUGGUGCUGAUGUGAACACUAAUUUUCAGAAGAUAUCUAAUCCUCAGAAGCCAGUGUGGAAAGCUGAGAAAGUAAGGGGAAAGUUUGUUAAAAAUAAAAACAUAAAUCUUGGUAAUUCACCAAGUUCUAGAGAAUUAUGGAAUAAAGAAAUGGGCCCCAAAACCUACAAUGACUUUUCAUACUUAAAAUCUUAUUCAGCUGCCAACCAACCACCCAUUUACCAUAACCAGCAGCUACCUGAAGAAGAAACCUUUCUUGCUACCAUGAAUAGAAAAUCCUACUAUGAUGAAAUGGAAAGUAAUUAUAACAUGUUCUCUAAGGUUGGCAACUUUGAAGGUCCUGAAAACCUCAAUCCUCAUAGCCCAAAGGAAAAUUUUACAAAGCCCCAUGGAUUUGAUUCUCCUAUUAGUGCUGUUCAUCAAAAUGAGAACCUUCAUGCAUCCCCUACAUGGUUAGAAAGUGACCAACUAAGUUUGCAAAUCUCCAUAUCCAGUCCACUUCAGUCUCCUGUUAGGGCUACCUUGUCAGAUUGUUCACCAAAACAUCACCCAACAUCUCAUUCUGCUUACUUCUCACCAGCAUCUGCUACACACUCAUUGGUUAAGGAGGGUCCCUCACAAUUAAAUAAUACUUCUAGUAAACUAGCAUUUCCUAGUUCCAUUGAAGAAAACCAGAGAUCUGAAAAGGCAUUUAGACACUCCCCUCCUAUUAAAGAAGGCAUGUAUAAAAAAACACCUGUUGGAUUACAACCCCCUUGGCAUGGUGCCAUUCAUAAUAACUCUGAAAGAUAUCCCUCUUUACCCAAAAAGCAGAACGCACAGAAUAACAAUAGUGAUAAAAGAGGAGGAAGAAGACACUGGAAUUCUCAACAAGUUAAUAUGAGACUAAAUCAAGCGCAACAUAACCAGUUUCGGAGGAAGCAAAAUCCAAAUGUUGGCAAUGUAUCUGACUUUAUCAACAGCUCCUUUCUCCCAUCUUUCUCAAAUUCCGAUUUUAAGCAGAGCCAGAAUUUUCUUUCCUUUAAUCCACAAACUUUUUCUUCACCAGCUAGCUUUGCCUUUCCUCCUCCAUUUCCAUUGUCAGAUCUUAUUGAUCUUUUUCACUAUGAAGAUUUGAACCAUCUGAGUCCUUUUAUUAAUGAUCUUUUUUGUGGUGAAAUUCCCUCAUCAUAUUAUGCAUUCCCCACUUCAUUUAACCGAUAUAGACCCCCAAGGAAUCGCAGUGGCCCCUCCAAUGAGCUUCAUACUCAACUCGAGGAAUGCUGUGAGCAAUGGCGAGCAUUGGAGAAAGAAAGGAAAAAGUCGGAAGCGGACCUCGCCAGAAACUUUCCUGGGAAUCGAGUUUCUAGCUCUUACAGUUCAACAGUCCCCAGGCUUCCUACAAAUCCAUCCAGAGUUGACCGCUUAAUUGUGGAUCAGUCAAGAGAGCAGGCUAGGGCUGUUUCAUUAGUCCACAUAAUGGAAAGACUUCAAGGUUCUGCUCUUCAUGGCAAUAUCACUCUUGCGCUGGAACAUCAUUUAGAAGCAAUCCACUUGACACAAGCCCGACGUAAGGAUGAGAUAAUAAAUGCCGCUAAUCGCCAAAAGCAAGGAGUACCCAGAUAUAAUAACGAGAAAGAUGUUCUUGGUUUGGCAGCUGCCAUAAAAGAAAUGGUCUGUUCUACACGCAAAGCCCGUACUGCCUUAUGGUGUGCUCUGCAGAUGACACUGGCAAAAUCUUCCUCGGGGACCGCAGCAAAGAAAGAGGAUGUUGAAAGGGCAUUGCAAGAGCUUUUCCCGGAAAAAACUCCCAUUUUCUGUGUGGAAAUCUGCCCAGAUGUUGUUGGCAAAAAAGAAAACGAGGAAGAGCAGUUCCAGAACUCCAGCUAAUAAUGAGUCCCGUGCGGCAAUAACCUACUCGCUCUGAUACAAAGUGUAGCACUGCAGUGUUUAUACACAUUUUGGAUAUAUGUUUGGCCAUUAAAUAGCGCCUUGGUGUA
This is a messenger RNA of Bombina bombina (fire-bellied toad), 2717 nucleotides long. It is a transcript of the gene MEIOC, whose product is annotated as meiosis specific with coiled-coil domain. The transcript has 7 exons. Gene Ontology annotation, cellular component: nucleus; cytoplasm. The record is from RefSeq and is a predicted model, not a curated record. Gene Ontology annotation, biological process: meiotic cell cycle; male meiosis I; female meiosis I. NCBI's taxonomy places the organism in Eukaryota, Metazoa, Chordata, Amphibia, Anura, Bombinatoridae. Bases 58 to 2607 code for a protein of 849 amino acids.